AUGCAUCAAUUCAGACCUGCCCUCUGCGCCCCCUUCCCACAACACGCGAACCUCCACCUCCCGUAUCGCACAGAGCCCCAGCAGCGACUCGAAGAUGACCAUUCCGAGACUGCUCGUUCCGCAUGCCUCCGGUGGCAGAUGACUUUAGUGAAGGAGCGGAUUAAGACGGCAGACAAGAAGAUGGAGAGGGAGAGGAAGGAGGUCAGUUCUACUUCAUCUCUUCGCCUCCACUUGGCCCACGUCACGAUAAGGGAACAGAAGGCCAUCGAGGAAAUUCGCACCUUAGGACAGCUGCUCGACGACCACCAGCGGGCGAACGACAAGUUGCGGUGCCUGGCAAAAGCCCUCGAAGCGGACUUCGUAAUUUCGAAUCUAGGGCAGGGCAAUGAACGGAGGCAAUAA
Messenger RNA from Ectocarpus siliculosus, 402 nucleotides. Lineage: Eukaryota; Phaeophyceae; Ectocarpales; Ectocarpaceae. The record is from the annotation of a GenBank genome assembly.